AUUCUAUUGUAGUUUACCAGAGUGUUCAGUUAGUGAAUGUCAUCUCGCAGCUAGUGUUACAACCUACAACCUUCAAAGAUGUUUAAAACGUUGGCCAAAAUCGCCGGCAUCUGCAGCUACGUGAUCCAGUACGGUUGUGUAACACACUGUGCCUUCGAGUAUAUUGGCGAUUUUGUUGUGUGCAUAGGUCCUUCGAUGGAACCAACGUUGCAUACGAACAAUGUUCUCGUCACCGAUCGACUCAGUCCCCGGUUAAAUAAACUGCAGCGGGGAGACAUCGUAAUCGCACGGAGUCCUACAAAUCCGAUGCAGCACGUGUGCAAACGAAUAGUCGGAUUGCCGGGCGAUCGCAUCUUGACCAAGGCAACCUUCAAUCUAAAUCCACUGUCCAAUACUUACACUGUCUACAGUACCGUCAUUUCGGUGAACCCUUCAGCGGCAAAAUUGCGCCAACUGGUGGACGUUGUAUCCAAUUCCGUCGAUGCAUUCGGUAUGGAUAACACCGUGGUGGAGGUGGUAAACUCGCCACCCAUGCUGGAACAAGGGGAGAUUCCGCAGGUACGCACCAGCGUCGUGACGGUCCCGAGGGGUCACGUGUGGAUCGAGGGCGACAACGUGCACAACAGUUCCGACUCGCGGAAUUACGGUCCGGUGCCGAUCGGGAUGGUAAAGAGCAGAGCUAUCUGCCGGAUUUGGCCGCUGACGGAGGCGAAGAGUUUGACUUCACCGAACCGCUAGCUAGCUAGUUGAUUGUUUUUGAUUGUGCUUU
Sabethes cyaneus is the source of this 769-nucleotide messenger RNA. Its product is annotated as mitochondrial inner membrane protease subunit 1. The transcript is spliced from 2 exons. Gene Ontology annotation, cellular component: mitochondrial inner membrane peptidase complex; membrane. Gene Ontology annotation, molecular function: serine-type endopeptidase activity. Bases 79 to 738 code for a protein of 219 amino acids. The record is from RefSeq and is a predicted model, not a curated record. NCBI's taxonomy places the organism in Eukaryota, Metazoa, Arthropoda, Insecta, Diptera, Culicidae.